AUGCCCAACCUCGGUCGCGUCUCUCCCCGUCCUCGAUCGAUACAUAGCACAAACAUCACGCUCUUGAACGCCAUUCAUACCUCAUACCUCCAUUCAAAACCCUAUCAACUCGAUGCUAGAACUAGUGUUGUUGCCAACGCUUGGCAUACCUCGAGCCAAGCUACGCCGAUCGUCGACACCGUGCUAGGCGAGAAAGUAUGGGAACAUGCUCGACGUCGGCUUGAGAACAAUUGUGUUCUGUUGCAGUCUCUUCACCCUUCGACUCCCUCACUAUUCAUCCCAUUUCUCGACACACUGCCCUUCGUCGUUCCGUCCUCGAUUCUUACAUCACUUCGCGCCCUGCAACCAUUUCUUCACUGUGUCACACCCCACAACCCGUCAACUUCACGAUAUGCCGCACUCGCCCUGGCUCUGGAUGUGAGCUUGGAAGGGCGAGUGUCAAAUGCUUCCCUAUCGAUGCCAGCCGACGGGAUUGAUAUCGCCAGUGGUCUCUUGGGAAUUGCCCCGGAAUUCGGUUAUCGUGCCUUUGAUGUCUUUUACUACCUCCUUACAUCCAUAUCGACGCAAGCGGAGAGAGAAUUUCUGAGUCUAAAACCGGCAUCAGAAUACUCUAUCCUGGCUGCAUCUGGAACGUACCAACCACCUUCACACCUUGCUGCAGCCGAUGAUGGCGCAGCGGCAGACGACUUCCGGCAGGCAAUCAGACAGAUUGGCAUCAAAGGUUCUACCCACCGAAAGCUCAUUGCAACCCUCGCGGGUCUGCUCACACUCGGAAACACGCUCGACCUGAAUGCCCCUGACAAUUAUUGUUUGCAUCGACAGCCUGCCGACGAUUAA
Fusarium oxysporum Fo47 is the source of this 837-nucleotide messenger RNA. Its product is annotated as myosin head, motor domain-containing protein. Bases 1 to 837 code for a protein of 278 amino acids. NCBI's taxonomy places the organism in Eukaryota, Fungi, Ascomycota, Sordariomycetes, Hypocreales, Nectriaceae. The record is from RefSeq and is a predicted model, not a curated record. The transcript has 2 exons.